UACAAUGAUAUUAUUAAUUAUAUUAUGCUGAAAAGAAAAAGAUAAGCUAAAAUUAAAAACAACGUUCGUCAAAAGUAAUUUGAGAACAAUAGGUUCACCCUGUUAUGAAUAAAAAUCAAUAUAUCCUAAUAACCCUCCAUGAUCCUACAGAAAUUUUCUCGGUCGUUGGUGUUCUUGUAGUGGGUUUGACAAUUUCUAGGUUAUGGUUGUUUUCUAACGACCGUACAUCAGAGAGAAUUCAAAACUACCGAAGAAGCAGCGUUCUAUUUUCGUAUUCGCGAACGGGUAAAGUGUGUAUGUUCUUACCUAAAGUGGGUGGGCAGAUUUCGUGUUUAUAAUGCGUCUGAAUGUAAGUAGAUUUAACAGAGUGCUGUGAAAUCUUCUGAAGAUGAACAAAAAGAAGUCCCAUUCGUCGUCAAAGCAGAACCAUCAUCGAAGACAAACAUCGACGGUGAAAAUGAAAAAACAGCUCAAUGAUUUGUGCGACCGAGUAUUUCACAUGAGCUGCGAUCCUGCGUAUAAUACACAACUAUGGGAUUACUGUUUGUAUAUCGCACCAAAUGUAAUGCUAAUUAGCUACUACAGUGCCUGCUUACUACCAAUGAAGACAAAUCAAUCAAAACAAUCUCGGGGGGUAGGACAAUUCAUGGAAUGGCUGAAAGAGAACGAUGUUAAUGUCGAUGGAGCAAGUAUUGUUGGCUUUACAGGAUACGAUUUAGGUCUAAAGGCAGAGCGUGAUUUUAUAGAGAAUGAACUUAUUUUGGAAAUACCUAGGAAACUUAUAUUUAGUACGCAAACAGCUGCCCCCGAGUUAGAAAGUUUUCAACGUGAUCCUUUGAUACAACAGAUGCCACAAGUGGCGUUAGCUAUCGCUUUGCUUAUCGAAAAGUAUAAAGAAAAUUCUAAAUGGAAACCGUAUAUUGAUAUUCUUCCUACUAGAUAUAAUACGGUACUUUAUAUGAACCUAACUGAAAUGAGCAAGCUUAAAGGCACUCUAACACUAGAAACUGCCUUGAGACAAGUCAGGAAUAUUACACGACAAUACACUUAUUUUUAUAGAGUUUUUCAAAAUGGUAACGACGCAGUGUCUAAUAUGCUCAAGGAUAUGUUUGCAUACGACGAUUAUAUCUGGGCCGUUUCUACAGUAAUGACAAGACAAAAUUUAAUUCCAAGCGAAGACGGGUCCAGCAUGAUUCAUGCUUUGAUACCUAUGUGGGAUAUGUGCAAUCAUGAAGAAGGAAAGAUAACUACUGGUUUUAAUACAACUUCCGAUUGUUGCGAAUGCUACGCAAUGAGAAAUUUUAAAAAAGGAGAACAAAUAUUUAUCAGUUACGGUUCAAGAACAAAUUCGGAUUUUCUAGUACACUCUGGUUUUGUUUGUCUAGAAAAUAAAAAGGAUGGAGUCAGAAUCCCUCUUGGUAUUAGCGCGUCAGAUCCUCUUAGAAAUGAACGUAUCGAACUUUUAGAUAAAUUAGGACUACCCGUGACGGGUAAAUUUUUAUUAGAGGCUGGCACUGAGCCGAUAUCCGAUUCGCUCCUGGCAUUUCUUCGUGUAUUUAAUAUGCGAAAGGCUGAUCUUACCCGUUGGUUAAAAUCGGAUAAAGUUACUGACUUAAAACACGUUGAUUGCGCUUUAGAUACCAUCGUCGAAGAAAAUGUGAUGAAAUUUUUGUUAGACAGAUUAAAAUUACUACUCGCUAAAUAUCCUUCGACACUAGAGGAGGAUUUAGAAAAACUCAACACCAGAUUACCAAAAAGGCAACGCUUGAUCGUGCAAUUAAGAGUAUCUGAAAUGAAGAUUCUAUUAAAUGCACUUGAUUAUGUAAAGCAAUGGUUAAAAGUCUAAAAAAUGGGGAACGCAAGAAUGACAAUGAAAAAACAACUGUCUUCUACUUUUUGUCCUAUAAGGAAUCUCUUUCUUUUUCUCUCUCUCUCUCUCUCGCUCUCUCUUUCUCUCGAAGAAUGUAAUUUUAUUUUUACAAUUAAAAGUUGUCUUAUAUUUCGGUGUUGGUAAAAGCCGAAUAUAAGCAAGAGAA
Molecule: messenger RNA, 2036 nt
Organism: Polistes dominula (European paper wasp)
Lineage: Eukaryota; Metazoa; Arthropoda; Insecta; Hymenoptera; Vespidae
Gene: Setd3
Product: SET domain containing 3
Biological process (GO): actin modification; peptidyl-lysine trimethylation; peptidyl-lysine monomethylation
Molecular function (GO): protein-L-histidine N-tele-methyltransferase activity; protein-lysine N-methyltransferase activity; protein binding
Source: RefSeq, a predicted model, not a curated record